This is a messenger RNA of Erigeron canadensis, 997 nucleotides long. Its product is annotated as thioredoxin-like protein HCF164, chloroplastic. The coding region runs from base 104 to 901 and encodes 265 amino acids. Gene Ontology annotation, biological process: cytochrome b6f complex assembly. Gene Ontology annotation, cellular component: chloroplast thylakoid membrane. The transcript is spliced from 4 exons. NCBI's taxonomy places the organism in Eukaryota, Viridiplantae, Streptophyta, Magnoliopsida, Asterales, Asteraceae. The record is from RefSeq and is a predicted model, not a curated record.
AAACAUCACACUGAUAGUUAACCUGAUGUAUAAAGCCCUCAUUCAUAUUUUCUCCGAGUAAGUAAAAUCAAGUGAUCUUGAACUUUGAAAGAAGAAAGGUGACAUGGCAAGAGUAGCUUCAAAUCCAAUGGGUCUCCAUAGAUUCCGGCCAGAUUCUCAUUUCCAUCCCGCCACAAAAUCUUGUCCCAAUUUCAUAAAUCCAUCCCCCCUCACUAAUAAUAAUAAAAAGCUCAGAUUUCAGAAAUUGUACUGCCAAAUUGAACCUAACUCAGCAGACGAUUCCAACUCGGAGAAAAACUUGAUUGUAGAGCCUGGUUCCGGUAAUGAUAAUAAGACCGAUGAAGUUCCCUCUUCUCCAAGUGGAGGAGGACUUCCUGAAAUGCCAAACAAAACCCUCAACCGCCGAAUUGCAGUGGUUUCUGUUCUUGGAGCAGUAGGCCUCUUUGCAUCAGGCAGACUUGAUUUUGGCGUUUCUUUGAAGGAUCUUUCUGCUGCAGCAUUGCCUUAUGAAGAGGCCCUUUCAAACGGAAAGCCGACAGUUGUGGAGUUUUAUGCAGAUUGGUGUGAGGUAUGUCGUGAACUAGCUCCAGAUGUUUACAAAGUUGAGCAGCAAUACAGGGAUCGUGUAAAUUUUGUCAUGCUUAAUGUUGACAACACAAAGUGGGAACAGGAACUAGAUGAGUUCGGUGUCGAGGGUAUUCCACAUUUUGCAUUUUUGGAUGGAAGUGGUAAUGAGGAGGGAAACGUGGUUGGGAAGCUUCCCAAAAAAUACUUCUUGGAAAAUGUUGAUGCACUUGCCAACGGAAAACCAUCCAUCCCACAUGCUCGAGUUGUUGGUCAGUUUUCAAGUGCCGAAGCGAGGAAAGUGCACCAAGUACCUGACCCAAGAAGUCAUGGUUGAACAACUCAGUUCAGGAUAUGUAAUGAAACUAAACAACACUUGUAUGAAACAUCCAGACCACACAAAAAUGUAAUGAAAUCACAAUUUUUUUACUAA